UUAGGAUAUGUAGUUUCUAAGUGACUGGGUGAUUUUUUUGUUAUUUAAAUUUAAUUUAUGUUGUAAUAGUGUUCGUUUCAUGCAUAUUAUUAUACAAAUCUGGAAAGUAAAAAUGGAAACAAAGUACCUGUAAAGAAUGUGCAAACGAGGAAACAUUAAUCUAUAACCUGUAGAUUAGUAAACAAAUAUGAUGCAUUAGAAUGUGUUGAAAUAUUAAAUUUGUAUGGUUUACAAAUUACUCGAGAGGAACCAUGGCUUUAGCUGAUGAUGCUGUGGCAUCGCCACCACAAGCAUUAAAAAGAUAUUGUUUUCAAGAUAGAAUUCGGAAAGAACAAUUACAUCAAAUAGUGAACGAUUUAGAAGAUGACGAAAUCAUUUCUAUAAUUUUUUUAUUUACAACUAUGGAGACGAACGUCUCGAAAACCAUACAAUUACUGAAUAAGGAUGCUUGUGCGGUAUUUCUUGGGUUGCACAGAGAAAGGGACUGGAUGGAAAAAUUAUUAGAGAUCCUGUUAAUUACAGGAAGCAUCAAUAUUUUACUGAAAUUAGGAUUCAAUAAAACAGAAAUUGAUGCAAUGGAAAAAGAGUUUAGUGUAGCCAUACACAAUGUUUCCCACAGGUUGAAUCGUGUGAUAAAAAGUUUAUAUUUUUUGUGCAAUGAACUAACAAAAAGUGAAACAACAAAAUUAAUAAAAAAAAUUGAUGAAUCUGUGCCUAUAAAAAUAGAAAAGGAGAGCGCAUGUUUGGAGCUUUACAUGCUCCACUGGCUUGAAAAACAGUACUUUACAAUUGAUGAAAAGAAUCCAAAAAUGGAGAAUUUUAUUGAAAACCUCAAGAUCACAGGAUGUCUGUGUAACUUGAGAACUGAUUUAAAUUUUGAAUCAUGGGAAAUACCAACUAGUAAAAAUAGCUGUGGGUGGACUAAUCAAAAAUCUGAUAGUACUAACUCUGUACAGAUUCGAAACAGCCCGUCCUCUAAAAAAAAUUCAAAAUGGAAUGAGGAUCACAAAAGAUUUUGUGUCAUCAUCAACAUCACCAAUUUUAAUGAGGGGAAAUUGAAGGGGAAACCCAGAAUUGGUUCUCUAAAAGAUUCUGAAAAUUUAAAGGACACAUUCGAGGGAUGUGGCUUUGAAGUUGAAUCAUUUCAUGAUUUAACAAAAGAGGAAAUGAUGGACCUAUUCGAUCAUUUGAAUGAGUCCAUAAGUGAAGAUUAUGGUUGCAUUUUUAUGUGCAUAUUAAGUCACGGAUAUGAAGGUGAGGUGCUUUUUUCGGACAACAAAGUUGUUUUGAUCAAAACUAUAGAAGAAAAGUUGUGCUGUAAAAAUUUCAAGAACAUGUUAAAAUGCGUUAUACUACAAGCAUGUCAAGGCAAACAAUUGGGUAUAAUAGAUAGCAUCGAAAAUACUCAUGAAUCUGCAGGACUUGUUCCAGAUGGUCCAUCUCAAAGUCCUAUUUAUCACAAUCAUUUUCUAUUAUUUCAAGCAACGAUAGUUGAUUUUUCAGCUUGGAGAGAUGAAGAGAGGGGUACGUGGUUCAUACAGGACAUCUGUAAUGUAAUAAAAGAACACGCUCCCAUUGAAAUUCAGGAGUGGACCAAACAGGUCACUAAACGUGUAAGUUCACGUAGAGGAAAAACAAGUUUGGAAAAUUUGAAAGUUUCACAACUUCCAAGGGUGCAACAAAGUUUGACGGACGAGUAUGUAAUACCAGCUUAUAGAGGACAAAUUUAA
This is a messenger RNA of Copidosoma floridanum, 1730 nucleotides long. RefSeq names its product Caspase-8 Dredd (gene Dredd). The record is from RefSeq and is a predicted model, not a curated record. NCBI's taxonomy places the organism in Eukaryota, Metazoa, Arthropoda, Insecta, Hymenoptera, Encyrtidae. Gene Ontology annotation, molecular function: cysteine-type endopeptidase activity. Gene Ontology annotation, biological process: proteolysis.